Molecule: messenger RNA, 1022 nt
Organism: Neurospora tetraspora
Lineage: Eukaryota; Fungi; Ascomycota; Sordariomycetes; Sordariales; Sordariaceae
Exons: 2
Coding region: 156-1022 (288 amino acids)
Source: RefSeq, a predicted model, not a curated record
GAGACAAUGGUGGCGGCUUUGCUGUCGUCCAUAAUCGCCUCAAAAAGGGAUCGCCCAAAGAGCAAGGACAUGUGGGGAGGGGAUGGCCGGCAACUCCCACACCCUCGAGCACAUUCACCGAAGCCCUCGCCCUCGCCCAAGGCAUUGUUCAGGCAAUGGAUGAGCUGAAGAAGCUGGAGGAGAACCUCCCGAGCCCCCCCAACCGUGGCGCCAAGAUUUGCGUCAGAAUUUUCUCCGAUUGCAGGGGCCUCCUGAGCAGCGUCAGGACGUCAAAGUUUGCGGCGAGCUAUCAAUCCGCAGGAAAAGCAAUUGUGGAGAAGUCGGAAGAAUUCCGACAAAACUUUCGGAAUCUCUUCGGCCGGCCGGAUGUUAUCGUGGACUUGGCGGUGCAUUGGGUGCUGGGGCAUGAUAAGAGCCUCAAGUUACACGUGCAAGCUGAUAAGCUUGCGGGGGAAGCCCGAGAGGAGAAGGAGAACGAGAAGGAGGAGGAGAAGGAAAAGAGAGAGAAUAGGGAGAGAGAGAAGGAGAAGAAUGACGAGAACAAUGAUGAGAAGGAGGAGGAGAAUGUGGACGAGAAGGUGGACGAGAAUGUGGACGAGAAGGUCGAGGAAAAAGAGGAGCAGAACUACGAGCAGAACGAGGAGCAGGAGAAUGAGCAGGAGAAGGAGGAGAAGGAGGAUAAAGAGGCGGAGCACGAGAACGAGAAGGAGAAGGAGGAAGAGCAGCAGGUCGAAACCCGUGUCGACGAGGAUGAGAAGAGCAACGGAGAGCAACUCACUUGGCCGAUCCCCUCAUUUCAUUCCCAAACCUUGAGAGAGGAAGCAUGGAGACAAUAUGAACAAGAACCAAGCGAUAGGGAUGCCUAUUUUCCGGACCCAAGGCGUCUCAGACAAGAGCCGUACCACCAUCAAUGGCUGGACCAAGUCCAGCAAAACCCCGACCCCUUCUUUUGGGAUCGGCAACGCGGUUUGGGCCACCAUUUCACGGGGCGUUGGCGCUGGGAGCCCGCGUCUUACCAGUAA